GAUCAUAUAUGUGUUUUGAGUGGGGGUACAGAGUUGAAAACACAUUAAUAUUAAUAGGUGAUAAAUCCAGAUAAAAGUAAGAGAGUAUUGUCAAAGAAGUCAAAAGGUUUCAGAUAACUGAAAGAACAUCAUUCGUUUACGGUUCAGUUCAAGAAAAAGUGCUUCGUUUAACACCAUGACCAAGUUUUCGUAUUUUAGUUUUCCUAUUGUGUUAGUUCUUGUUUAUACAGCAUCAGGGAAUCCAUUAUUAGAAAAUAAUGUAGACUCCAACGUCAUUGCAUCUAAUUCUGGUUUUGCGGAUGAAUUGAAUAAAUGUGUCUAUAAAUCGGAUGUUACCGAAAUUGCGGGAUGUGCUACAGAAAGAAUUGUAAGGUCUUUAGACAAGCUUUCUGCUCAACAGAACUUGGAGAUUUUACCUGGUGUUGCAUUAUUGGGUGAUGGCACAUCAAACUUCCGAGCAGGAAAAGAACUGAACCAAGAACUUGAAGAAGCCAAACAAGACGAAUCUUCUAUGCUUCAUUUAAUCGGCAAGCAUGUCGGUAGAUUUUUUGCCGGAAGAACCUUAAAAGUAAAGCUUCCUGAUACUGAAACCAUCAGCAGAGCUUUAGUAGAAGGUCGCAAGAAGAUGAACAAGAACAAAAACAUGAUGGGUAUGGGUGCAAUGGGCAUUGGAGCUGCUCUCGCUGCUUUAGCUCCUUUAUUCUUAGGAAAGAUCGCCUUGAUUACCGCCAAAGCUUUAAUAGUAGGGAAGAUCGCUUUGGUACUUUCUGCAAUUCUUCUGGUCCAGAUGUUUACAGGCAACAAAGGCAACCAGGGAAGUAGCGAUUCUUCUGCCUGGGCUUCGGCACCCGUCUACAGAGAACCAGCUCCGUCAUAUGGAGCUCCUUCCUCAUCAUAUGGAGCACCCUCUUCAGCUUAUGGAGCACCUUCGCCCCAGUAUCCAUACUCAAGAUCGUUCGACGUGAGCAAUGAAAAUGUGAAGUACAGUCAAGAGCUAGCUUAUGCUGCCCAGAAGUAAAUAAUUGUUGAUAGAUAGUAUUUAAAAUUGUUAAUUUAUUUAUUUAUUAUUUAUUUGUGUAAAAUAUAUUUUGUGAAUACAUAAAAUUGGAAGUUUUAGUAACUUUUCCCCAAAAAUAUCUUUAAUUUUAUUAAGAUCAUUAAUCAUAUUUCUAUUCUACAUUUAUUUUAGUUU
Messenger RNA from Sitophilus oryzae (rice weevil), 1192 nucleotides. RefSeq lists its product as uncharacterized. The coding region runs from base 176 to 1018 and encodes 280 amino acids. The transcript is spliced from 6 exons. NCBI's taxonomy places the organism in Eukaryota, Metazoa, Arthropoda, Insecta, Coleoptera, Curculionidae. The record is from RefSeq and is a predicted model, not a curated record.